Molecule: messenger RNA, 987 nt
Organism: Anneissia japonica
Lineage: Eukaryota; Metazoa; Echinodermata; Crinoidea; Comatulida; Comatulidae
Exons: 4
Coding region: 387-947 (186 amino acids)
Source: RefSeq, a predicted model, not a curated record
CAGCGAAAUUUGAUUGAUUUGAUUGUCAGCAUUUUGAGUCAAGAAAUUAAAACAAAAUAAGAAAUGUCGAUACCACAACAACAUUUUCACUUUUUUCCUCUCAUGAUCCCACAACGGAAAACACCCUCGUCAGAGUGUCUCAAAUAUCAACUUCAGCCCAAUAGCUAAUACAUGAAUGCAGUAGGUUUGACUCUGAGGUCACUGCAGCUAUUUCUGAAAUAAGUUUAAUCAAAAGAACACCUGGUUGACAGGCGGUGAGGAUCGAAUUACCCUGGCUAGCUAGGAUGAUAUUUCAAAGGAUGAGGAGGAGGCAGAGGCAACGGCAACACUUCUACCAGGAACAGGGUUGACUUUUCAAACGUCGUCGUGGUGUGACGUCGAUUAGUAUGCCAUUGCCGCCAGAGGAGGAGGCCGACACCACUUGUCCGUCGUGUAUCGGGGGUUUUGCUACUCGGACUAUGGGUAACGGGGCGAGCGUCACGCCCCAGAAAACAGACCCUGAUCAUCAACAUUCUACUGACAAUACUGAAGUAAUCAAGCUUAAAAGCCAGGUAAUUGAUCUACAGAAACAGGUAAGGGGUUACGAGGAACAAUUAAAGUUAUACGCAGCAGAAAUCAGAAAUAGGAACUCGGUAAUCGAUGACAAGGGUUAUGAGAUAUCACGACUUCGCGAGGAAGUCAACAAACUAAAAUCAGUCUUAAAACUAACCACCGAAAGCAAAGAUGGAAUUCCGGAUAUAUUAUCAACGAUUCACGAGGAAAGUGGCAUGGCAGGGUCGGGCACCACAAAGGAUCGUAAUAAAAAGCAGGGUGUUUCUGGUGAGAGUGGCGAUCAUCAUUUAACUGCCAAGCCCGUGGAACUGACCCGUUAUCCAAAGGAUUUUAGAUCUGAAUGGAUAAGAAUACGAAACCAUGUAGUUUGCCUAUUGUUUGCACGUCAUCGGUAGUCUGCAUAAGAAUCUUCAAAAUACUCUACUGUAAUUCUAU